AUGAACUUCAAAUGCGAUGAUAAUGACGAUUGUGGGGACAACUCCGAUGAGACUGACUGCCCUCCUCCCAGCUCAGAAGGUAAAGGCUAGUUUGCACCCAUGACGUAAUACUGUAAUAGCCGGUACAAGCCACAUGCGUUGACGUAGUAGCGCGUUAAUAACUAGCAGGACGUUAUAAACAUAUAGCCUGUGUAGCAAGUGUUCCCGUGCGAGUUGGAUGAGAAAGUUGUAAUGAGAGCAAAAAAAGGCAGGAAGGGCAUGAUAAAGAGAAACGCUUGUCCACAGACCUCACGAUUCUGAUACACAUCCCUUAAUAUUUGACAGUCCGUUUCAUUCGUAGGUUGACAGCUUGUCAACAUAGUAGCAGAAAAACAGAUUCACCAGAUUUUAAAAAAUUUUCUCUUGUUUCCUACCCUCCCCUCCCCUUCUUCUCCUUUUUUUUUGUUUUGUUUUCCAACUUUCUCAACAACUCGCUGAUAAACGAAGGCCAUCUCCCAUGACUCAAGACAUAGUCGCCUCGAGUUGAGAACGCGCUGCUGCAGGAAAAUUGAGAAAAAUGGAGGCAAGUGAGGUUCAGGAAUGCGAUUGCCAUGAGCCUUGAAAUCAAUAAGAGGUUUGAUGUAGAAUUCUAGGAUCGGGUUAAGAUAACUGCAAGGAUGCGCACACUACGUAACUACAGCAUUGCUUUGCACUCGCCUCGGCAUUAAAGGGCACCUGAACACGGCCUUUGGUCCUACUGCGGCCUGACGGCUGUACCGAUGAGCCCUAAUGAUGGCGAAACAGCUCUACUAUCUGAACAAUCUGAAAACCUGGAACAGGUUUCUGAUGGGGUGAUAUUGCAGGUACUCUCAUGCGUAAGAAACUGGCCAUAGCGUGAAGUUUAAUGGUGUGUGUGCUUCCUUGCAGUUUCGGCCAGUCUAGUCUCAACUACACUCCCCUAACCUAAAGUUAGCAUUAACUCUAACUUCUCCCAAAGAAAGGUGUAGGUGGGCAGUUUCCCCGAAUCUUAUCCAAAGCUGUACGAAAUCAAAACAGGAUUAAAACUAUGCAAGCGUUGUUACGUUGAGUUCUAUUAAUAAAACUAGUUUGCUCGACACGUCGUGCCCUGUAUGCCUGGAUACUAAAUCUUAAUUCUCUGAUCUCAAAUGCUACUUUCUCAAAAAAACAUGAAAGGAGAUGAUCCAAUUUUAAAGCAUUCGCUGUGCCCGACAGGACAAUACCAGGCUGCAAUAACUGAAGCCUUCAGCGCAAUCAACCAAUCAAUCAAUCGUUAAUUUAUCCACGUAGCGCCUAGUGAGCUAAAAAGCUCGUUCAAAAUACGUACGUGCUAACGUAAAAUUGUCUUAAAAUCUUGAGAAUUAAAAAUCUAUUAUAUAUACAACAACUAGGUUUGUCAUAAAAGCUAAAAUGUACAACUACAAAUGUCACCGUAUGAGAAUUCAGAUGACUAAAAAUUGCUAUGAAUACGCAUUCUAAUAUGCAAGAUUGAAAAUUGAAAUAAAAGGAUUUAUUCUCAAUCGACUUAGCAAACUUGGAUAGGUUUUCUUUCCUCAGAUCGGGUUCAAGUGAAUUUCAGAUUUUAGCGACUUGGUAGGUGAAAGAGAGGAUUUAUGCGCUUUGUAUUUUCUGUUUGCCUCUACCACUUGCUGUGUGGGUAAAACCAGCUAUCUAGUAAUUAUUUUAACAAAUCGGCAUUUAAUACGAAUUUUAGCGUUCAUCAUUUAUUCCAUAUAUUUAGAUACAACCCUGUUAGUUUUUGGAUCACAGGAUGGAUUAUACGAAAUUGACGUGCGCAACAAGUCAAGGAUGACACGGAUAUCCAAGAAGAUUGUCUUAUCAUUUGACUUUCCAUCAGAACCGUCCCAGAUUUACUGGUCGGACGGGAAACGUAUAUACCAGUUAUCUCGACAUAAUGGCAACAAUGAAGCAGUAAAAUUUCGUCCUGAUGACGUCAAGUCAGUGGCGAGUCUGGCUGUUGAUGGACCGGCUAAUAAAUUAUACUGGACAGACACCCUGCAAGGUGCAAUUUAUGUUGGGGAUCUAAAAAAUGACAGAACUAUCAAGCUAAUGGAAGAAAACCUUGAAUCUCCGAGAGCUAUUGUUCUUAGUAAAGGGUAAGUAUCAAAAGUUUGGCUUUUUCCAAUGUUAGGUAACCCUUUCGAGCUGCAUACUGUGUUUACUCGGAGCCCUGGCUCGAAUAUUAACGCGCCUCUUAGCCCUUGAUGACAUGUUCAUACGCGGACUGAACAUGUCUUGUUUUGCUUAAAGAAUGUACGCAAUGAACUAAGUAUACCAACUGAUACUUUGAUGAAGUCAACUGACUGCGGUUAAAAGACUCAAAAGAUCGAAGUUUCGAGCAGUAGCCCUUCGUCAUAGCAAAUUCUGAUAGAUCGCCAUACGAAAAAUAAUUUGUGCAUCCUAUGGGGCGACAUCCACCUUCCUGAUCAACUAGGCCAGUUGUGUUCAUUCAAGACGUUUCCUUAAGAGUGUGUGUAAUAGGACUUGCCGACCUCAAGUUAUUCAGGCGAUUAUUUACAGGUUGGGAGUAGCUCUUCUCGAACCGUCUCCUCUGUACGUCGACCUUGCACUUUUCGGGAUCUCUAGCCUUCUGUCGGAUGUGCCUCUGAACUAGCUUGGAGAUCUCACAGUCGGGGUUCAUGCGGGAAGUCUUUUUACGUGCAAAUGUUGUAAUUACAUUUCGCCAAACGAACUGCCAUUUCAAGAUAGUUGCAUUCAUCUUGGAUAGUUAACGAGUUUCCAUACGAACUGACUGAUCCCUCAAUAAAAAAAGGGAGGGAGGAGGUGGGGGCGGCUAUACACAGGUUACUAAUCUUAGGUCAGUUGUUAUACUGGCAAUCACUAGAGGAAAUUUUUUAUAUUUUUUCUUACAGCUACAUGUACUUUGCCGAGGGAGGUAGGAAGCCGAAAAUCGAAAGAGCAAGGCUGGAUGGGAGUAAAAGAAAGACGCUCUUUAUUAGUGAUAGUAACCUAGUCCCAAAUGGUUUGGCUCUCGACGAGACACGCAACAAACUUUACUGUGCAGGGACAGACCUAGCUGGAUACGGCGUUAUAGGGGUUAUCACUCUGAGUGAUUUAAGAACGACUUUUAUUUUUCAACGCACGGGCUAUCGUCCGUUUGGUCUAGAUAUCUUUGAGGAGCAUGUGUAUUGGACUGACCUAAGAAAAAAGGCUCUUUUACGCAUCAACAAAUCUAGUGGAACUGGAAUGGAGGUCAUUUUAUCUGGUUUAAACAAGCCGAAGGGAUUAAAAAUUCUCCAAAUAGGUAAAGAAAGACUAGGUAGAAAUAGUACUCAAUGAGGGGGCACAUGCAGAUUUGGCACAUGCCUUUUUGCUGUUUUCGCUUUGCCAAACUGACAGAGUCCGUGUGAAAAGACCCUAUAUCUCUUAAGACACUAUGUCCUGUUGCAGAUUAUGAUAACUCCUUUUCGACGAGGGUGACAACGAUGAGUACGGUUGUUCCAGGUGCUACUUGUGCAUAUAGGAAUGGCGGUUGUGAGCACUUAUGUUUAAAUCUGCUACACCCAACAGAGCAGAAAUGCCUCUGUGAGGAAGGGUUUAGGCUUGGAGAAGAUGGGAAAACAUGCGAAAUGGUAAGUGUUGGUAAUAUUACCAAUUUACUAAAAGUUAUUGGAACUGCCACUUAAAUGCCCCAAGACUUGAUUCCCAUGUGUUCACAUAUAUGUCGCACGUGAUUUUAUUACUUGGCCUUGACGCUCGAUCCGAUCUCGUACGUACGUACCCAAAGUGUUGUUCAUUACUACUCCAGCUACGUUACGUUGAGUUUCGUCCGAUCAUAUUAUCGCCAGUUUGUUUUAAGAUACGUCAUUUAGGAUGUCGUUUAUUUAAAGAAAAUCUUCAACAAGCAGUCCAGAUCCUUCCAGUAGCUUUUUGUGUAUUCUUUGUACGUGAGCUUAAGACAUUUAAGACGUGUCAAAAGAUUAUACGUCCGAUUAGGGAUAAAAUUUCUAAAAAUGUACGAUACAGCUAAUCAACUUCAGUGACUGAAGUGUUAGCCGCAAAAACGGCUCAUUAGAGAGUGAAGCCCUACUAUAUGCGACCCCCCUUUUAUGACAGAUUUGAUCUUUGACGGGAUGGAUCAAAAGCAAGUUACAGCCUUAGUGCUGCUUCAUUUAUCAAAGGCGUUCGACAGUAUCGAACAUGGACUCCUACUGAAAAAACUUUGUUCACUGGGUGUUUCUAGAGAUGCAGUGUAAUGGUUUUAGGUCAUUUUUUGACAGAUAGAAGUCAGUCUGUAAGGACUGGAAGUGAAUUGUCAGAUUCCCGUAAAGUAGCGCAUUGCGUUCCUCAGGGGUCGAUAUUGGUACCUGCCCUGUUUCACAUCUAAUGGGUGCUGAAGAGCUAUUACAACAACUUGUAGCUCUACUUGUCGUUUCCUGCCCGGGAGGCCGACCACACUGCAGCUGCAGGAGAUUGGCCGCCUGUUGUUGCACGCAUAGCCCUCUUAUUAAUCCAGAUAAAACUAGGCUGCUAUUACUGGGAACCUUGCAGAUGCUAGCAUGCAUGUCGAAGGAUUUUAGCAUCACCUUACUUAACUGGCAAGGAAAUACGGCCGUCACAUUCCGCGAAGGAUUUGGUUGUUGUAGUUGACGCACACCUAAGUUUUAAUGAACAUGUGACUGAUGUAGAGUCCAAGUGUACAGCUAGCUUGUGUCAAAUAAAUCGUGUAAAACAUGUAUUUGAUAAAUAAACGCUAAUGACCACUAUAAAUUCUCUGGUUGUCAGUAAAACGUUUUUAAUUACUGUUCGUCAGUUUGGGCUAGUACAACAAAGAAAAACAUUGUUCGAUUUCAGAAAGUGCAAAAUUUUGCCGCUAGGGUUGCCACCGGCAUCACCCCCAUAUUAAAGAAACUCCAUUGGUUACCAGUUGCUCGGCAACUUGAAGUCAGAGACGCUGUAAUGGCAUUUAAAAAUCUGUGCACGGACUAGCCCCAGCAUAUCUGUGCAGUAAAUUCUUUGUUAGAUGUCUCCCAAUACUAGACACUAGUUGGAUGUAUCGCUACUCCGAACGGCUACUGGUCAUUGGUAAUUUGUAUACAAAGCCGCUCGGCUUUGGAAUGAAUUACCUCGGACUCUAAAGGAAGUGAAUAAUUUGAUGAAUUUUAAGGCUGCUCUUCAGAGUCGCGCUUAGGAGAAUUUUAUAGUAUCAUAGCACCUUUUAUACUUAGACUCUUUUUAAGCUAGCCAGGAUAGUUUUUAUAUAUUCAUAGUUUUUUACUGUAAAGUGUUACUGGAAACCCGAUUUUAUUGGAGUGACAAAUUAUUUAUUUAUUGAACCCCCUUUACGUUUCCUAUAAUACAAUUCGUUUUACCCACAAAUUUUGGCGUAAACUUUGUUUUCAAUUUCUCAAGGAACAAUUGGAAGAAAAGAAAGGUGAACCUUGGAUUGCAGUAAUUUGGCUGCUGAGUACUUUGUCGCUGUUACUUGUCUUAUUCCUUGGGGGUGCCGCGGUUAAGAAACUCCUCUCGUACUCAAGACAAAGAGGUUUGCCAGACGUGCUACGCAUGUCGUUAAGAAAGGAGAGUAACGACACGGAGAUGAAACCUAUGAAUGGCCCCGUCGCUGGCGACACGAACAUCAUGCAUGCAGACCCGCUCGUGGAUAAUACGACUGAUGCGUCACCUGAGUGGAACCAGCAAGUGUGUAGUGCUGAGUCUACAGGAGCGUGCGCAGUCAGCGAGGAUUUGCCACUUCAGGUGAGACAGGCGAAAUAAAUUUUAGAUUCUUGGUUUGCAACCAAGUGACAAGCCGUUAGUGGUCAAUACGUAUACAGUACAUCUGGUUUUCGAAAAAUUUUCAUGAUAACAGAGUUUAGUUCCCAGUGGAAAGAAAUGCUUUUGUUCUUGACACCCAACAUUGAAGUGUAAACCAGCAACAGUUAUCGAAACACAUAUAAAAGUAAUAAGCCAAGUUAACUGAAAGUAAUAAAAGAUAAUUAGCGAAUAUGAAGAGUUAACCAGGUGAAAAAAAUAGAACAUAAGGUUAGAGCGCUUGAAUACUGUAGACUACAUCGCGGAGCAAAACAUAAGAAGCUAUGAUGUAGCCUGGGACGAGGUUCCGCAGUUGGGGAAAAAGGCCAAAAAAAUGGGCGAGCGAAGCGUGCCGAGCGGUAGUCUCGCUUAUGGGGAUCCCUAGUCUACCGCUAGGCUCGCUUCGUUCGCCGAUUUUUUUUUUGGCCUUUUUUCCCAACUGCGGAGCCUGGUACCAGGCUACUAUGAUGCGACCUGAACGGCAAAACCAGUUUUUGAAAGUGACCUAAAUUCCUUACAUCUUCACGCGAAUGUUCGUUUUAUAGUUACCGUAAAUGACCUAUUAAGCGCCCAGUUCCAAAUAAACGCCUCUUAUCUAAUAAACGCCCCCGCUACACGGUUAAAAUUUUAUUAGACGCCCCUCUCUAAUAACCAUUCCCUGUCCCUAUGGUGACUAUAUUUCAAUUAAGGUCAUUUUGACUUUUUAGCGUCUGCAAAACAGUCGCACUACAGCCAUCUUUUAAUGUCAGCUGUAUCUUCUCAGGGCAGACCGAGGGUUGAAAAUUUAAACCACUAUUUCCACCCCCGGGUUUCCAUCACAAUGUAACGAUGACUUAAAUAUUUUUUUAAGGUUCAGGUGCAGGGAGAUGUAGUGGUUUACAAUACAGUGAACAUGAUGAAUACAGUUCAUAUGAAUACAACCAAUAACGUUGAGCUUCAACAAAGUGGCGGAGUGACGGUUGUAGGAGACGAAGCGAAAGUCAAUUAUCAUCAGCCUCCUACGAGCUGA
Messenger RNA from Porites evermanni, 6799 nucleotides. The record is from the annotation of a GenBank genome assembly. NCBI's taxonomy places the organism in Eukaryota, Metazoa, Cnidaria, Anthozoa, Scleractinia, Poritidae.